GUCGUUUCCGGGAUCCCCCUUUUAACUUUAUCUAUCACGUGACUUUCAUCAUCACGUGAUAAAAAGUUAGGCAUAUUUUGUUCAAAAUGGCGGCGGAAAGUCACCGAAACAAAUCCGUGGCUGAAUUGAAGGCAUUUUUGUCAGAUAGAGGCAUCAAUACAUCACUUUAUCGCAAAGAUGCAUUAAUACGUAUUGCAGAAGCUGCAUCUGCGUUAAAUCUAGAGCCUGAGACGGAGAAUUACGGGAAUUAUCAGACUGAGAGAGCAAAUCGAAGAAGUGUGAUAGUCCAAGGAACUUCUGUGACUUUACCUGAUAUCUGUUCCGUAUCAGACUGGCAGCAAGAUUUGUCAUUACUUCCAAAUAUUGAAACAGGGGACAUCAUGGUUUACCUAAUGACAAAGUGCUCGUGGACCGAAUCGCGGCUUAAGGCAUACAAAAAUGACAAUGGCUACAAACUUUUUCAACAUAGACACAUUGACAAUGUUGUUGUCAAAUUCUUAUCGUACAACCAUUUCUAUAUAAAAUGUACAUGUGUUCCAGAAACUAGACAGUCAGAAAAGCCAUACACAACAUGGAUUCUUAUGGAUAAUGAUGGCACUGUAAAAUCUGGGGGUUGUACUUGUGUUGCUGAUGACGGAACAUGCAAACACUGCGUGGCUUUGUUAUUUUCUCUUCAGUCCUUUUCUGAGAGACACAAGGAUAGGGGAGAGGAAACCUGCACAGACAAACCAUGCAAGUGGGACAAACCAAGGAUAACUUCACACCCAGUCACUGUUGAGGAGAUAUCGUUUCGUAGGAAUUCAAGUCAUCCAGAUAAAAAAGACAAUUACAACCCGGUUUCAAAUCAAAGGCAUAUAUCACACAGGGAGAUCACAAAGAUAUUGUACAAAACAUGUAAACAUUAUGGUUCUGUGUUUAUGCACACUGUAGAUCCACCUUCGGACGAUAGUAGUGAUGAAGAAGAUUCAUUAGAAAUCAAGGAACUCAGUGAUAUAAUAAGUGAUUACAAACAACAAAAUCCAAUCGGAAAUGAAAAUGAGUUGAUUGAUUAUCUCAGAAAAAUUCAUUCAAAAGAUGUAAUUAAUCAAAUAGAAAAUUUGACUAAGGAUCAAACAGAUAAUGCUAUGUGGUACAAAUACAGGAAAGGUCGAAUUACAGCUUCGGUGAUGGGUUCUGUUUACAAAUGCAGAAUUGAAAAUCUUGCAACAGAAAACUAUAUUGUGAAAAAAAUUUUUGGCAGAUCUUCUUUUUCUUCUGCAGCUACAGAAUAUGGGAAAGCAAUGGAAAGUGUAGCUCUUCAACAAUACUUCUUUCAAUACUCUAAAGAUCAUUCAAAAGCCCAAAUUAUGAAAUCUGGUUUAGUAAUUAGUGAAAAUUAUCCUUUUAUAGGUGCAUCCCCAGACAAUUUAAUUUCUUGCCAGUGUUGUGGUAAUGGCAUUGUGGAAAUUAAGUGCUCAUACACCCAUCAGCAUAACUUUAUCAAGGACAUUGCUGCAAGUAAUGACUAUCACAUACUUUUACACGAGGAUAAUAUUGUAUUGAAUAGAUCAUCCUCAUGGUACACUCAAAUUCAGACUCAACUUUUCUGCACUGGGCUUCAGUGGUGUGAUUUUGUAUUAUAUACCCGAAAAGACAUGGCAAUUGAAAGAAUUGUAUUUGAUCCAGAAUACUUUGAUUGUUGUUUAAAAAAAGCUUGUAUCUUUUUCCACAAAUUCUUGACAUAAGUUGUAUAAAUAAAAUACUGAGUGAUUGA
Saccostrea cuccullata (small rock oyster) is the source of this 1753-nucleotide messenger RNA. RefSeq lists its product as uncharacterized. Gene Ontology annotation, molecular function: zinc ion binding. The coding region runs from base 87 to 1724 and encodes 545 amino acids. The transcript has 2 exons. NCBI's taxonomy places the organism in Eukaryota, Metazoa, Mollusca, Bivalvia, Ostreida, Ostreidae. The record is from RefSeq and is a predicted model, not a curated record.